Molecule: messenger RNA, 1870 nt
Organism: Gasterosteus aculeatus aculeatus (three-spined stickleback)
Lineage: Eukaryota; Metazoa; Chordata; Actinopteri; Perciformes; Gasterosteidae
Source: RefSeq, a predicted model, not a curated record
GACCCGCGUCCGCGCUUCUAAAGCACCCCGUGUACCGCGAGCCGCACCGAUGGACUCUCUCUUUAUGUGUCCGUGUCACACCGUGACAUAACGGCGCGUCGCUGCCGUACACGUCACAGUCGAACACUUUGUCAACAGUCGGUCACCCCACUGACGUUCAGGCGUUCAGACCUGGAAGUUACCGAAGUAACGCCCGGACGUUUGUAUCCGCCGCCAAUGAUGUCACCGAAGAGAUGGCUCACUUUGACAGUGGUCCCUGAAUGCCCCAUAACCCCCGCGCGCUGCCCCGCGGCCUCACCGGACACCUUUGGUUUCAUUUCGUUCUCUCCAGGCUUGUCGGCAGAAUGCUGUCUGCUGUCGGUGUCCACGGUCUGGUCAGCAGCGCGUGGGGCUACGUGGACAGCACAUUAAAGUGGUGGUGGAUCCCCAGCCGGCUGCCGCCAUGGUGUCCCACCUCUCAGAUCCAGCUGCAGACUGCAGAGGACAUGAUGCUGCGAUGUAUAAAAAGCUCUUUCUCGAAACGGCAUGUCCCCAUCUCCAACGGCAACCUGCUGUGGACUCUGACCUUCAGCAACGACCGCGUCAAAGACAAGACCCCCAUGGUCCUGCUCCAUGGUUUUGGAGGAGGCGUGGGCCUCUGGGCCCAGAACCUGGACGCGCUCUCCCAGCGGCGGCCCGUCUUUGCCGUGGACCUUCUGGGCUUCGGGCAGAGCAGCAGGCCCCCGUUCUCCAUGGACCCCGGCGCCGCCGAGGACCAGUUUGUGGAGUCUAUAGAGCAGUGGAGGGCCGAAGUCGGUCUUGAGUCCAUGAUUCUGCUGGGACACAACCUGGGAGGGUUCCUGGCUGUGUCAUACUCUAUCAAAUACCCUGCCAGAGUGAAGCACAUGGUGCUGGUUGAGCCGUGGGGUUUUCCUGAGAGCCCGGACCCAGUAGAAGCCAACCGUCCCAUCCCAGUGUGGAUCAAAGCCCUCGGGGCCAUGUUCAGUCCCUUCAACCCGCUGGCCGGCCUCCGACUGGUUGGACCACUUGGGCCCUCCCUCGUCCAGACUCUGAGGCCCGACUUCAAGAAGAAGUUCUCCUCCAUGUUCGCUGACAACACGGUGGCGGAGUACAUCUACCACCUGAACGUGCAAACCCCGAGUGGGGAAACGGCCUUUAAGAAUAUGAGCGUUAACCACGGCUGGGCCGCGAGGCCGAUGCUGCAGAGGAUGGACCAGCUUCAGCACGAGAUCCCCAUCAACAUCAUCUACGGGUCCCGGUCCAGCAUAGACAGCAACUUGGGCAGCACCAUCAAAGAGAUGAGGCCUCGCUGUGCCGUGGAGAGCAUAACGAUCCGUGGAGCCGGACACUAUGUGUACGCUGACCAGCCCGAGGACUUCAACCACAGAGUCUUGCAAGCGUGUGACGGAGUGGUGUGAAGUGGAGACGAGCCUCGGCUACUCAACCGGAGGAAAAAGGGGGAGGACCAAUGACAGACUGAACUCCCCAGAAACGCAGGAUUCACUUCCUCAUAGCAGGAAUAUGAAUAGUGAGGAAACGCAAUGAGACUCAAUAUUUUAGCGCUUUAAUAUGAUAUAAUGAUAUCAUGUUUGGUCGCAUCUUAAAUCAAACUGAAACAGAAUGAACGUCACUCAGAAAAGCUGAGUUCUGGUGUCGGGUGCUUCCUCCAUACGAGUGAUGCUGACGGGAAGAAGGUGUCCAGCUCGUCCUGCAGCCGGCAGCCUUCUGUUUUACCGCAGCUGUCCUCUGCAUUUUUGUAGGCUUUUUGUAUUCUACUGCAAAAUGUCAUUUCAACUGCAUUAAUUAGGAAUAUGAUCCUGGCUGGAUGUAUUGAAACCUACAAGACUGUUAAAAAGCAUCUUAAACCAUU